Molecule: messenger RNA, 1802 nt
Organism: Papaver somniferum (opium poppy)
Lineage: Eukaryota; Viridiplantae; Streptophyta; Magnoliopsida; Ranunculales; Papaveraceae
Product: probable sugar phosphate/phosphate translocator At3g11320
Exons: 4
Coding region: 369-1304 (311 amino acids)
Cellular component (GO): Golgi apparatus
Molecular function (GO): antiporter activity
Source: RefSeq, a predicted model, not a curated record
CCACCUCUCUCUCUAUAGAAAAAGACCAAUCUCUCUUCUCUCUCUUCUCAACCGCGUUUACCUCAAAAACGCCUUUUAUUCAAGCUCGCGCUUCUUCUCUGUUGCAGAAGAACAACACGAGCUACAUCCCACCCCUCCUCUCUCAUUUUCUCUGCAACUCCAUUUCUGGAAAAAAACCCUAGAAAAAACAAACAAAAAAUCAAAACCAACCUCAUGAAAUUCACUCAGAUCCAUGGAAGAAGAUAAUCAAAAUUCAUCAAUUCAAUUCAGAUCUCAUUCUUUCAAACCCUAAAUAGAUCUAAAUAUUGUUUUGAAAACACUAAAUUUAGUGCCUUUGUUUUGAUUUGGGGGUUUCAUAAAAACAAAAAAUGUCGUCAAUGAAGGGUAGUAACAGUAGAUUCUUCACGAUCGGGUUAGUAACAGCGUGGUAUUCAUCAAAUAUUGGGGUGUUGCUGUUGAACAAGUAUUUGUUAAGUAACUACGGAUUCAAAUACCCUAUCUUCUUAACUAUGUGUCAUAUGACAGCAUGUUCAUUGUUUAGUUAUGUUGCAAUUGCUUGGAUGAAAAUGGUACCUAUGCAAACAAUUAGGUCUAGAGUUCAAUUUAUGAAGAUCGCAGCAUUGAGUCUUGUGUUUUGUGCAUCAGUUGUUAGUGGGAAUGUUUCGUUGAGGUUUUUGCCUGUUUCUUUCAAUCAAGCUAUUGGUGCUACUACACCUUUCUUUACAGCUGUGUUUGCUUAUAUUAUGACUGUUAAAAGAGAAGCUUGGCUUACUUAUGCGACCCUUGUUCCUGUUGUUACUGGAGUUGUCAUUGCAUCCGGGGGUGAACCAAGUUUCCAUCUAUUUGGCUUUAUAAUGUGUGUCGGUGCUACUGCUGCCAGGGCGCUAAAGUCAGUGCUACAAGGAAUUCUACUGACCAAUGAAGGGGAAAAGUUGAACUCAAUGAACCUCCUUUUGUACAUGGCUCCAAUAGCGGUGGUAUUCCUUCUUCCUGCAACUCUUUUCAUGGAAGAAAAUGUGGUUGGAAUCACGCUGGCACUUGCAAGGGAGGAUGUGAAGAUCAUAUGGUACCUGCUCUUCAAUUCUGCGCUGGCUUAUUUUGUAAAUUUGACAAACUUCUUGGUCACGAAACACACCAGUGCUUUGACACUCCAGGUUUUGGGUAAUGCAAAAGGGGCUGUUGCUGUGGUUGUUUCAAUUCUCAUCUUCAGAAACCCAGUCUCUGUGACUGGAAUGCUUGGGUACUCUCUUACAGUCUUCGGAGUUAUCCUCUACAGUGAAGCCAAGAAAAGAAGUAGCAAAUGAGAGUAGAAACUGUGCACCAUCCGCUUUUUUUUUCUUUUUACAUUGUUUUUACGCUGGAGGAGCGAAGAGCUUAUUGCCAAGGUAGAAGCACAUGCUUGCAUCCAAUGCCUUGGAUUAUGCCCUCAAAAUUCUUUUUUGUUUGGGAACCACAAGAAAGGUUUCCACCUGUAUCAACAGCAACAACCAACUUAGCGAAGACGUAGGGAAGUCUCAAUAAGAACUGAUUGGCCUCUCUUCCUGUCUUUCAUAUCUCAGUGCUAACAGUGAAAGAAUGUAGUCAGCUUAUUCUUUCAAGAGGUGUGGGGACUGGGUUGAUUGCUCAAUCAGUCUUUUUUCCAUUUUUCAUUUUUCUUUUUAAAUGUCAUCUCUUGAUUAAUUAAUGAUCCCAUAUAUCACUAUAAAAUUCUUAUUGAUAGAGUAAAUGAUUUACAUCUUCUAUUUUGCAACAAAAAUGUAUCCUUUUGUUUAAUUUAUAAUGGAAAACUAUAAUUUAGCAAA